AUGGCGGGUCAUGCCAUAGGGAUUGACUUGGGGACAACCUACUCGUGCGUAGCAGUGUGGCAGCAAGAUUGUGUUGAGAUUAUAGUGAACGAUCAAGGCAACAGAACCACUCCAUCUUAUGUUGCCUUCACUGAUACUAAGCGAUUGGUAGGAGAUGCAGCACUUAACCAGAUCAUCAAAAACCCCACCAAUACAGUCUUUGAUGCAAAGCGAUUGAUAGGUAGAAGGUUUAGUGACGCAUGUGUUCAAAGUGAUUUGAAGCUUUGGCCAUUCAAGGUCAUCGAAGGUCCUAAUGACAAGCCCAUUAUUGUUGUAAAAGACAAGGGCCAAGAGAAACACUUCGCUGCUGAAGAAAUAUCAUCCAUGGUACUCACAAAGAUGCAUAAAGUUGCUGAAGCCUAUCUUGGAUCAACUGUAAAAAAUGCUGUUAUUACUGUCCCUGCUUACUUUAAUGACUCACAACGUCAGGCUACCAAAAAUGCUGCUAAAAUCGCUGGCCUAAAUGUGAUUCGUAUUAUAAAUGAACCAACUGCUGCAGCCAUUGCUUACGGCCUCGACAAGAAAGCUGGUUCGGAGAGCAAAAGAACAGUUAUGAUAUUUGAUUUAGGUGGUGGUACUAUAGAUGUAUCACUACUGGUAAUAGGUGAUGGCGUCUUUGAUGUGAUGGCCACAGCUGGAGACACUCACCUUGGAGGUGAAGACUUUGAUAACAAAAUGGUGAACUACUGUGCCGAGCAAUUCAAGAGGAAGCACGAUUUGGACGUUAGCGGGAACUCGAGAGCUCUUACGAGGUUGAAAAAUGCAUGUGAGAAGGCAAAGAGGAGACUGUCAUUCACAUCAUCAGUUGACAUCGACAUCGAUUGUUUGGAUCAGGGUAUUGACUUCAAUGCAACUAUUACUCGAGCCAAAUUUGAACAAUUGAACAUGAAUUUCUUCAAAAAGUGUAUGGAGCCUGUGAAAAAGUGUUUGAGUGAUGCUUGCAUGGACGCUGGGAAUGUGGAUGAUGUUGUUCUUGCUGGUGGCUCUUCUAGAAUUCCGAAGGUGCAAGAGCUAUUACAGGAUGUGUUCAGAGGGAAGGAAUUGUGUAAGGGCAUCAAUCCUGAUGAGGCAAUUGCAUAUGGAGCAGCUGUUCAAGCUGCAGUCUUAAACGGGCUUAAAAACUUCACUCUCUCGGAUGUCACCCCUUUCUCACUUGGGACAUCUGCUUGUAGGCUUGAUUAUGAUCAUAUUCAUGAUCGUCGUUCAGAAUGUAUUGAGAUGGCAGUUUUGAUUCCAAGAAACACCAAAGUUCCCUUCAAGAUGAACAAGUACUUUACUACCAAGUCUGACAACCAAGAUAGAAUGUUGAUCAGUGUAUUUGAAGGUGAGAGUAAGAAAGUCAAGUAUAACAACUUAAUGGGUGAAUUUAAGCUCUACGACAUUCCUCCAGCUCCCAAAGGUGUUCCUAAGAUUGAUAUUUGCUUUGAUAUUGAUGCCGACGGCAUCCUUAAUGUCUCUGCUGAAGUCAAGUCCACUGGCAACAAGAAAGGGAUUACAAUAAACACCAAGACGAGAACCUCCUGAACGUAUAAAGGUGAGAGUGAAGGUGAGAGCGAGAGUGGAGAUGAGAAUGAAGAAACCUCAUAUAAUAACUUGAUGCGUGAAAACGACCAUCCUCCAGCUCCCAAGCGUGUUCCUAAGUUUGAUUAUUGCUUUAAUUUCGAUGCCAACGACAUCGUUAAUGUCUCUGCGGAAGAAAAGUUC
This is a messenger RNA of Rosa chinensis, 1743 nucleotides long. Its product is annotated as heat shock cognate 70 kDa protein. Gene Ontology annotation, cellular component: cytoplasm. Gene Ontology annotation, biological process: cellular response to unfolded protein; protein refolding. Gene Ontology annotation, molecular function: ATP hydrolysis activity; ATP binding; heat shock protein binding. Lineage: Eukaryota; Viridiplantae; Streptophyta; Magnoliopsida; Rosales; Rosaceae. The coding region runs from base 1 to 1563 and encodes 520 amino acids. The transcript is spliced from 3 exons. The record is from RefSeq and is a predicted model, not a curated record.